Molecule: messenger RNA, 1219 nt
Organism: Entrophospora sp. SA101
Lineage: Eukaryota; Fungi; Glomeromycota; Glomeromycetes; Entrophosporales; Entrophosporaceae
Source: the annotation of a GenBank genome assembly
AGUGCAAUCAAUGGGCUGGAAGAAGUCUAUAAAUAGUUCACAAGAUUAUGUUGUACUUGACAAGGAAAGCUACAACAACAAAGAAAGUUACAACAGCAAUUAUAGUUUUAAUAGCAAAGAAAGCUAUAAUAUCAAGGAUGCAUUUAAUUUUAAUAACAAGGAAGGCUAUAAUGAAAUUCAAUAUUCGCCUCCUUCAUCUAUCACACUUUCACCUUCAACUCCAACAUCAAUGACAUCAACACAUUCAGUAGACUUAAAACAAAAAAAAAGGAAAAGUUUUGAUAAAUUCAAACUUUUUAGAUCUUCUUCAACUGAAUGUGUUGAAACAAUUCACACCACCAAUCCCCAUCAUCAUCAUCAUCGCUACAACACUGACCCUUAUACAGCACGUUAUUCAACAGCAGAGAAGAUCAUAACAGUUUUUCUUGGAUUGAAAAAUCAAAAAAUAAAUAUUUUAAGCAGAGAUAUUUACAAGAGAAAAUCAGCAAUUCAUUGUCUGGCAUGGAAUGAUGAUUUGUUCAACAUGGGAAUUUCUUUAAGACAAACUUUUUCAAGACACGAAAGCUUUCGUAAUGCAAUAAAAUGGUUAAUCUCAAACAAUGUUGAUAUAAAUUCUGUUGACAAUUUUGGUUGGACAGCUUUGCAUGAAACUAUUUGGAAAAGAAAAGAUCCAGGUGCAAUAUCAGCUCUAUUGGAGAAUAAUGCAAACCCUAAUCUGGCAGAUUGUACAGGUGCAACACCUUUACACCAGUGUUUUAUGCUAUUGAAAUUUUCUAAGAACCAAACUGAAAUUCAACAAUUAUCAAAUAUCAUCAAAUUAUUACUACAUUUUGGUGCUGAUCCAAAUCUAAGACUGCCUGACAAUUCAAUAACAGUUUCGGGUACUGUAUUGCCAAACAGUUUAUUUGCUGCCAUAUAUUUAGAUUUAGAACCAGAUAUUGUUGAGUUGAUUUUGAAAAAAGGUGGUCAAGACAUACUUCUAGCUAAAUUUAAAGGUUUACUUCUGUUAGAUUUUGCUUCCAAGAUUAAGAACACAAAUGCAAUAAAGUUUUUCUCUGAAAAUAGACAUUUACUUAAUAAUAAAAGACUCAAUUUUAAUAAAAGAAAUAGUGGUAAUAAUAGUGUUAAAUCAAAAUCCUCCUUAUCAUCUUCAAUAACCUCUCCCAUAAAAAUAGAAAAAUCUUUAAAAAAUAAAUUUAACAUUGCACAUUCUAGAUGA